CCCACAAUGCUUUGCAGGUUGGGCUGUUUGCUCUAUACUGUGUAACACUCAUUUGUCUUUCUGUUUUCUCGGUCAGCGCCAGACCCAGAGCUUAUUACCUGGCGGACAGCGAUGAGGAGUCAUCCAGCGCCGGCUCAUCUGAUGAAGAAGACACAACAGAGAUAACAGGGGAUCGGCAGCAACCACCCGGAGCCGAGGGGUACAUGGGACCUCAUAGAACGAGCAAGAUUAUGAGAUUUGUAGAUAAAAUCACAAAGUCCAAAUAUUUUCAGAAAGCGACAGAAACAGAAUUUAUAAAGAAGAAGAUUGAGGAAGUGUCAAACACCCCCCUGCUGCUGACUGUGGAGGUGCAGGAGUGCAGAGGAACGCUGGUCAUCAACAUCCCGCCCCCCCCUACGGACCGCAUCUGGUACGGCUUCCGGACGCCCCCAUAUCUGGAGCUGAAGGCGCGGCCUAAACUAGGGGAGCGGGAGGUGACGCUCGGCCAUGUCACUGAGUGGAUUGAGAAGAAACUGGAGCAAGAAUUUCAGAAAAUCUUUGUCAUGCCAAACAUGGAUGACGUGUACGUGACCAUCAUGCACUCGGCCAUGGACCCGCGAUCUGGCAGCGAGGUGGCGGAGGAGGAGGCGGAGACUCAGUAACUGCGGAUCCAGCUCCGUACAGUGUUAGACUUUCUUUCUCAUUGAGGGGCCGCCCUGCAUCAGUGACGGCUCUCGUGGGACGAGCACAGCGCCAGCCCCCCCCCCCCCCCCAAAUCCCUGUCUUUACUAAUGGGUCACGUGACCCUGAGAAAUGGUGGAAUGUUGUGGGUGGGGUCUCAAUCGUGUCCACCUCCCCCCCUUGUACUCCAGCACUUCUCUCCUGCACGAGUUGGACGCUGUCAAACCAAAGCUGAUUGGAAGGAUCUGAAGGGGGAGGGGCUGGACCGAUCAGAAACGCUAUAGAUGAAGUUCCACCCCCUAUAACGCACGCGUUAGUGGCAUCAAUAGUGGAAUGAAGGAGCCAUAACCUGUGGUACCAGCGCUCCGCCCCACCCAUGACCAAACUCCUCCCCCUGUGCGGUGGGGCCCCUGCUGGCGGCCAGGGGGAUUACACUACAUUCCAGCGCUGAGCUGCCCCUAUACUCCGCUCCAUAUUUAUAAGAUUAGCGCUUAUAACCCCAUGAAGGAAUAAUUGCCCCUUAUUUAUUGUGUGACGGAGCAUAUGAUGCUUAAUAUGGUGACGUACAAUCCCAGAGUCUCCAGUCCCUCUGACUGUUCUGCCUGUCAGAGUGCCGGGACGCUCCAUAACAAGGUUUUAGCAGUGCCACGCCUAAACACGACUGCGUUAACCCUUGAGGUAAGAUGGCUGGUGUGACGCCUCUGCCGCCCUCUGGCUUUUAUUUUUUGAGUUCUGGUAAAUUUGCCAAGUUUCCUUUGUUUACAGCCGAUGAUUUUAUGGAGAUUUAUUUUUGUUUUUCUGUCGUGUGUCUAGUCUGCACAGUGGCAGCGUCUGUCUUCUAUGUGCAAUGAAUGUUUAUGGUGUGGCGUUUACCCGCCUGCGGCUGGAAGGAGUUCGCCCGUGUUCUCGCGUUCCAUUAAUGUUGCGCUUUUAAUGGUUUUUCAAAAGUGACUAAACUGCAACGUUCCUGAGACACAACUGCACUAUGUGAACACGGUCAGAACGUGGCUGCAAGCGGUGGAGGUUCACUGGGGGGGGGGGGGUCUGUGCCAUCUGUCCAGUUCCCACUGGAGGACCCCAAAAACAUGUCACCUCUACCCUUAGCUGCAGGAUCUUCACCCCCCCCUGCUGAUUGGGACUCAUGUGAUUGGGCGAAAUUUUCUUACAAUGAUUGGACACGCGGGUGCAUUCUGGGUAGGGGGCUCCCCCUCUGGACACGCGGGUGCAUUCUGGGUAGGGGGCUCCCCCUCUGGUGACUGGACACGCGGGUGCAUUCUGGGUAGGGGGCUCCCCCUCUGGACACGCGGGUGCAUUCUGGGUAGGGGGCUCCCCCUCUGGUGACUGGACACGCGGGUGCAUUCUGGGUAGGGGGCUCCCCCUCUGGACACGCGGGUGCAUUCUGGGUAGGGGGCUCCCCCUCUGGUGACUGGACACAGUAGAGCGGUCACUGCACUACAUUGAACUGCGGGUGACUGCAGGGAGUGUAAGGUAACAUCUGCACCAUGGAGGCCUGCGCUCCCGGCUCUGCUGUACUCGCGCUGCACUUGGUCAGAUUUGUGAUCAGAAUUCGCUCAUUGUUUUAUUAAAUAAAGGAAAUAGUCUUUCUGCCACAUCCAAUGUCUUCAUGUCCACCAUCCUAUGUGUGAGGAGGGGAGCGACGCUGCUCUACAAGACUGGAUCUAGACUGCUGUGCAUGACGCUGCUCUACAAG
Hyla sarda is the source of this 2371-nucleotide messenger RNA. Its product is annotated as testis-expressed protein 2-like. The transcript is spliced from 4 exons. NCBI's taxonomy places the organism in Eukaryota, Metazoa, Chordata, Amphibia, Anura, Hylidae. The annotation marks the transcript as partial. Gene Ontology annotation, cellular component: endoplasmic reticulum. Gene Ontology annotation, molecular function: lipid binding. The record is from RefSeq and is a predicted model, not a curated record.